CUACCUCGACAGGUAUCAUCAGCGUUGCCUCACUUCACCGGUGGAGCAGAGGAGCGCGGCGUUACGCAGAGCAUGUAGCCGAAACUACAGCAGACAGUGGAGCUGAAGUUUUCUGUUUUCUCGCUUCUCCAUACGGGAGAGACAUUUCCAACAUUUAGAUCCUGAUCCUCGACUCUCAACUCGUCCGGAGCUAAAUGACAAGUAGGCAGAGGCACAGAGCCACUCAGUGAUAACACGGGGCGCGAUGGAGAGCAAGGGAUUACUUCGCUGUAAGAUCGUGGUGGUCGGUGAUACGCAGUGUGGCAAGACGGCUCUCCUCCACGUUUUUGCCAAAGACUCGUACCCAGAGAAUUAUGUUCCCACGGUGUUCGAGAAUUACACGGCCAGCUUCGAGAUCGACAAGCAGAGGAUCGAGCUCAACAUGUGGGACACUUCAGGUUCAGCCUACUACGACAAUGUGAGGCCGUUAGCUUAUCCUGACUCAGACGCUGUGCUCAUCUGCUUUGACAUCAGCCGUCCAGAAACACUGGACAGCGUGCUGAAAAAGUGGCAAGGUGAGACACAGGAGUUCUGUCCCAAUGCCAAAGUGGUGCUGGUCGGCUGCAAGUUGGACAUGCGGACGGACCUCAAUGUCAUGAGAGAGCUUUCCAAACACAGACUCAUUCCUGUCACCCACGAACAGGGAACUAAUUUGGCAAGACAGAUCGGUGCCGUUGCCUAUGCAGAGUGCACCUCAAAGUAUUCUGAGAACAGCGUCCGUGAUGUUUUCCAUGUCACCACACUGGCGUCUGUGUCCCGCAUCCAUCGGCCUCAGCUCAAACGUGCUGGCUCACGUCGCGGCCUCAAGCGGGUCUCUCAGCAGCCACCUCGGACUGAGAUCCAUGAGCACCCACCUCCCAUUAGAAAGGACCGGGCCAAAAGCUGUGUGCUCAUGUAGGACCAGAGUCCGCCAGAAACCUAACCUGUGUGUGCUGAUGGACGUGAACCAUACCGCACAUGAACUUAAUUUAUUGGUGAAUUCUUGUCAGAUCUUUGCACUGCAUAAAGGACAAUUUGAUGAAAACAAGUACAAAUGCUAUCCUGUGGAGUUCUUUAAGGAAUUGUUUGUCCAUCUUUAGCAAAGCUCUCCUUGUUAUUUUUCUCUGUGGCUGUGUUCUCAUCGGGGAGGGAGGGGUCAAUGUAAUGGCAAAAGCUAUUUUUCUUUAAUGCUUUUACUUGAACAAAUGGACAGAAAUGGCCAUGGACACAACCAGGCUGGUUAGCAAAUGAAACACAAGGGCAGAAUAAAAGUGUGAAUGGAGAUAAAGGCAAAAAUAAUAAUUUGAAAGGACCCAGCAGUAACAGUGCCGGUCUUGGCCUCUAUUAUGUUGUUUCCUGUUUUGAAAUGCUAUUCUCUCUCUCUCUCUAAGUGUUUAAGUAAAUGAAGCACAAUACAAUGCACGCAAACUGUUCUGAAUUAUACGUAAAUGUCAGGGAAUGAACACGCUGUUCCACUUCAUACGACAAAGAAAAUCCGGACAGACAGAAUACUCGUGGGCUGAGAUUACACUAAUUUUCUUAAACCACAAGUGCUUUUAAUAUGGAAAACUAAAUAAUCACUUACCACAUAAUACUGAAGUGUUGUGAAAUUAAUACUGUUCUAAUAAGCCACAGUGGGAAGAAAAAUCACAGAGGGGGUGAAGAGGGUGACUGUUAUGUUGUACAUGUAAUAAUGAAAUAAAAAAAACUUGCUCUGCUAAAUGUUGAAACAUC
Molecule: messenger RNA, 1752 nt
Organism: Lates calcarifer (barramundi perch)
Lineage: Eukaryota; Metazoa; Chordata; Actinopteri; Centropomidae
Product: rho-related GTP-binding protein RhoN
Exons: 5
Coding region: 245-937 (230 amino acids)
Biological process (GO): small GTPase-mediated signal transduction
Molecular function (GO): GTP binding; GTPase activity
Source: RefSeq, a predicted model, not a curated record